AACGUUUAGAAGUUUGCUUUAAACGUUAUAAGUUCUGAUUUUCCUUUUUCUAUUCUCUUCGCAUAAAGGUUCGUGAUCGGUUUUCUCUGGUAAUCAUCAUGAUUAAGCCAACUUUUACCUUGAUUCUGUUACUAUUCGCGAUAACAUUAGUCCAAAGUGCGUCUGAUGGCGAACUGGUUUUCAAAGAAAUGUGUAAUUGGCGUACUAGAGAGAUAAAAGCAGGAACUUUUGAUGAAGCUAUCAAAGCUAUGAACGUUUGUCGGGAAAAAGUAUUGUCCAAAGAUGAACUUGCUGCAGUCGAUAAAUGUGAAAGUGUUGUACCGAUGACCAAGGCUGACCAAGUUACCAAAACUUGUGCUGAUUUCAAUGGCAAUAAAGACAAGUAUUCUGAGCUUGUAGAAUGCGAAAAGAAAGCUGUUGGUAACAAGAUUGAAAAAUUCAUGGGGUGUUUCUUAGCCUUCGAAAAAGAUAAUGAGGGUUCGAGUGCUCAAAAAGGCCGUUAGUUUGGUGGAAAGAAAGUUAAACGAUGAAAAUAAAGAUUUGAUUCUCCCAGUUAUCAUUACAAUAUUGUAUCAAGUUCACUUUUAUAAUAAGCAAUUGAAAGCAAUAAUUUUGGUUUACUUUACUUAUUACCUUCCCUGAUAAAUACAGCUUAAACCAACUCGAAGGCAGAUCGGAAAUUACAAUGAUUUUAAUAGCAAUAAUGUGAUAACUCUAAUUAGUCCAUUAAAUAUUAAUUUCAUAAGACUAAAA
Messenger RNA from Tetranychus urticae (two-spotted spider mite), 753 nucleotides. NCBI's taxonomy places the organism in Eukaryota, Metazoa, Arthropoda, Arachnida, Trombidiformes, Tetranychidae. The record is from RefSeq and is a predicted model, not a curated record.